This is a messenger RNA of Pelagomonas calceolata, 1436 nucleotides long. NCBI's taxonomy places the organism in Eukaryota, Pelagophyceae, Pelagomonadales, Pelagomonadaceae. The record is from the annotation of a GenBank genome assembly.
UCACACAGGAGACGACAGCACAGCCAAAGCGCGAGCGCGGACGAGCAAAGGGCUGCGCGAACGAUGCCCGAGCAGCAGCCCCGCAGCCAGCCGCGGGACGCCGAGGCCGCCGUCGGAGCUUACGCCCCGCUGCUCCGCGAGAUGAUGCUUGAUGGGGACACAAAGAAGAAGUAUGGCGUGCCGCCCGCGGAGUGGUGGUUGUUCACGAGCACGAAAGUAAGGAACCCCCACGUCCCGCGCCACGCGCGCUGCGUCGCGGCGACGGACUUUUCCUACCUGACGGAGAUCCGCGCGCAAUUCGAGCAGGGCGACAAGCGCCGCGACUUGUACGUGGAUGGCGAGGAGUUCGGCGCGUCGGCCAUGGUCCAGUCCGUGCGGAAAGAAGGCCCGUCCGGCCUCAAGUCGAAGUGGUGCCGCCAGAUCACUCCAUUAACACCGCCGCAGAACGACCGCUACGAAGAUUUAGUUGGAUGCGUCCUUAUUACGGGCGGCGCCGGCGGCUUGGGACGGCUCCUGACGGACUACUUGUUGCACUACUACCCGAACUGUUCUGUCGCAAUCGCGUCGCGGUCGGCGAAGGAGACCGACGAUCCCCGGAAGAAGUGCUACGCCUGCGAUGUCUGCGACGAGGACGAUGUGCGACGCGUCUGCGACUCUAUUGAGGAUUUAGUGGGCGUGAUCCACUGCGCCGGCGUGACGUACGGUGGGCCCUUCGCCGCGACCAAUGAAACGGACUCGAAAUUACUGUUUGACAUCAAGUACUGGGGCACGCGCUACCUCUACAAAGCGACGCAGGACCGUUCUUUGAGAUUCUUCUGGCUCGCGUCGUCCAUCUCCGCGGCCGUUGGCGUGCGCCCCAGGGUCCCCCGAAUCGUCGCGUCCGACAUAUGCACACGCAGGACUUCAACCUGACGCACUACGCGGCAGCCAACUCGUCGAUGGACUGGUUCGCCGAGGACUGUCGGGCCAAGGGCGAUGUGAACGUCAUCAGCACGCAGUGGGGCGCGCUGGCGACGGAAGGGGGCAUGGCGCUUGAGAACACGCGCAAGCUCAUGGACCAGCGCGGCCACGGCGUGGUGAGUCCGGAGCAGAUGGUCGAUUUGAUGGAGAUUGUGAUUCAUCAAGCCUCGGAUCUACCGCCGGUCGUGCUGUGCUCGCCCUUGAACCUCGACAAGUGCACGUCGGGCAAGCCCGAGCUUGCUGAUUCUAUGUCCUGGUGGGUGGGGGAUAGGUUCGACGUCUAUGUGGAUGCGCUCAAGGCCAAGGAGCUCGACCGCUUAUCAAAACCCUGGACCUGGCCGGACAUCGAGGCGCUCGAGGCGAAGUACGGCUGCAUCGAGGGCUACACGACGGCGAAGCAGAACGCGGCGGCCGGGCUGUGCAAGUGGUGAGACCGACCCCUUUCCCUCCCCCUGUGCUAACGUUUUCCCUUAUGA